AUGAGAAUCGAUUACUUAUGUGAUUGUAAAACGGAGCUUAAAUCUCGCAAUUGCUUGGGUGGUAAUGGUGGUGGAGGCCAUCAAUCUCCUAACAAAUUUAAAAUCAAAAACUAA
Molecule: messenger RNA, 114 nt
Organism: Arabidopsis thaliana (thale cress)
Lineage: Eukaryota; Viridiplantae; Streptophyta; Magnoliopsida; Brassicales; Brassicaceae
Exons: 1
Coding region: 1-114 (37 amino acids)
Source: RefSeq, marked reviewed